Messenger RNA from Boleophthalmus pectinirostris (great blue-spotted mudskipper), 2777 nucleotides. RefSeq names its product mcf.2 cell line derived transforming sequence-like a (gene mcf2la). The coding region runs from base 174 to 2717 and encodes 847 amino acids. Gene Ontology annotation, molecular function: guanyl-nucleotide exchange factor activity; protein binding. Gene Ontology annotation, cellular component: cytoplasm; extrinsic component of membrane. The record is from RefSeq and is a predicted model, not a curated record. NCBI's taxonomy places the organism in Eukaryota, Metazoa, Chordata, Actinopteri, Gobiiformes, Gobiidae. Gene Ontology annotation, biological process: positive regulation of Rho protein signal transduction. The transcript is spliced from 23 exons.
UCCAGUCCGGCUCGGAGCUGCGGAGAGGCGGACACAGGAGCAGCGCGAGUCCCCGGGGACGGGCAGGGCUCCAGCGCCGGGGCCGCGGCCGGAGCCUGCAGCUGCUGUGACCGGGUUCAGAGGCUGCGGAGGCGGGUAGAGGCGCACAGGACGCGGCGGUGGAGCUGGAGGUGAUGAUGGCGCUGAACCGAGUGUCGCGUCUCUGCCACGAAGUUACGCGGCUCUGGAUCCAACUCAAGAUCUGCACAGACGAGUUGGUCCAGGAUGAGUCUCUUUGUGCCGCUCACAUCGGCUCAGAACUUCAGAGACAAUUCGCCUUCAGACCAGGGGGGCGGGGUCUGAGUGGAGGACCAAUCAUCAUUUUCCCAGAAUUCCCAGAUUUCCACGAGAUUCAAGAAGAAGAACUUCACCAUGUUCUCACCUACCUCACCUCCAUACACAGGACGGCGUCUGGAGGUCUGGGCUUCAUCCUGGUCAUCGACAGACGACUGGACCGAUGGGCGGCGGUCAAGAGCACCCUGCUACGGAUCGCAGAGUACUUUGGGACAGGACAGGUGCAGUCUGUGCUCGUCCUCAGACCCACGACUCUGCUGCAGAGAACCCUGUCAGACCUGCUCUUCAAGUUCAACCGAGACGACUUCAGGAUGAAGGUGGUGAUGUUGAGCUCGGUGGCAGAGCUUCACGCUUACAUCGACCCGGGACAACUGACCACGGAGCUGGGAGGGCAUCAGGAGUACAACCACGAGAGCUGGAUCUCCCACAGGACGGCGAUCGAGGCGUUCGCUCUGAUGGUGACGACCACGGCUCAGGCGUUACAGACGUUUGGGGCGGAGCUCGCGGAGACGGAGCUGCCCAAUGACGCGGAGAGCACCAGCGCCCUGCUGAGCGCUCACGGGCAAAAGAAGGACGACAUGAAGGAGGACCUGCAGGUGGCGCUGUCUCAGGGCAGGAGGUUGUUGGAGUGUAUAAAUGAACCUCUGCAGGACGACCCCGAGUAUCACAUGACCCAGGACGAGAUGGAGAACCUGGUCACGGUGCAGAGGUUACUGGGGCAGCUGGACGAGACGGAGACGGCGUUUGAUGAUUUCUGGGAGAGACACCGGUUGAAGCUGGAGCAGUGUCUGCAGCUGCGCAACUUCGAGAUCAACUUCAGACAAGUGCGCUCUCACCUGUCGACCCUGUGGGAGCGAGUGUCCAGUUUCUCUGAGGUCACCGUGAGUCCGGCUCACGCAGAACACGUCCUGAAGGAACUGAGCCCCAUCGAAGACCGAGCCGCCGAGGUUCUGGACCUGGCCCGGUCUCUGGUCUCGGAGGGGGACUUCCUGAUCUCGAGUUCUCAUUACGCCGAGGACUCGAUUCGUCCCAAAUGUUUGGAGCUUCGCUCGGUCUGUGACGAGGUCGUGUCUGUGCUCAAGAACAAGAAGAACAGUGUUCAGAAAACUCUGGAGCUGCACCGGGCGCUCGAGAAGGAGCUGUUGAAGUACAGUAAAGGCUGCGAUGGCGCUGACGACCUGCAGGAGGCGCUCAACUCCAUCCUGGGAAUCCUCAAAGCCGUGAACGACUCCAUGCACCUGAUCGCCAUCACUGGAUACGAGGGGAACCUGUCAGAUCUGGGGCGUCUCCUGAUGCAAGGCUCCUUCAGCGUUUGGACAGAACAUAAAAAAGGUCACGCGAAGGUCAAAGACUUGGCUCGGUUCAAGCCGAUGCAGAGACACUUGUUCCUCCACCAGAGGGCGCUGCUGUUCUGCAAGAGACGAGAGGAGAGCGGAGAAGGAUACGAGAAAGCCCCGUCAUACAGCUUUAAACACUCGCUCAGUAUGAGCGCCGUGGGAAUCACAGAAAACGCCAAAGGCGACAAUAAGAAGUUUGAGAUUUGGUGCAACUCCAGAGACGAGGUUUUCAUCGUCCAGGCUCCGACGGCCGAGGUGAAAAGUGCCUGGGUGAACGAGAUCCGUAAAGUUCUGACGGAGCAGCUGCACGCCUUCAGAGAGGCGAGUCAACAGAAGAGCUCUGAAAUCAUGUCUCCAACGACGGCGUCCAACAGCCCCGUCUGCCUCAGUCCGUUCAGAAACACUCAGAAAAACCAGAAGAACAAAGAAGAGAAGAAGACGGAGCCCAGCGCCCCGACAGACUCUCCCAAACACAAAGCUGCAGAGGAGGUGACCAGCCCCACGUCGGAUCGAGCUGUGGCCAGAAAAAGAUUCACUUUACAGGGUUUCGGGAACCUCAAGAGCCCCAAAGUGGUGAGUCCCGAGCACACGUCCAAACGACACCUGGUGAAAAGUGACCCCACCCCUCUAGGGUUCAAAGGUUGGAGUAAGACGUCCUUGUCGGUGGACGUGUGUGAGGAGAACGACGGAUACUCGAGCGGAGAAGAACCUCUGAACUCAGACACGGAGGAAGACGGAGCCAAGAAACUGUCUCCGGGCAGAUACACUGUUGUGUGUGACUGUGAAAAAUCUGGAGGUCUGGACGUGAGUGUGAAGAACGGAGACACAGUACAACUCAUCAGAGAAGGACACGACGGACUCUGGUUUGUGAAGAACCUGCGCAGUAGUAGAGAGGGUUGGGUUUCUGCUGCAAACCUCCUCAGUCUCAUCUCCCAGUCCAAGUCCUCCCAGUCCCUCAGCAGCUCCGACGGCAGCGUCUCUGGGAACCUGAGCACCUCAUCGAGCUGCAGCGAAACCUACACCAGCUACUCCGACAUCAAACCCUGAACACACCUACAGCGGGUACUCCCACAUCAGCCCUACAGCGGGUACUCCCACAUCAAACAC